AUGGAGUUGAUACCUGAGCAAAACCUGUCCAGACUGCCAGAAAACAGUGCCUUGAAACAGCAAAUGCUGCCCGCACACAAGCUGAAGUUCUCCAUCACGACAGUCCUCUCUAUCUAUAUUGCCACAGGAGUCUUCUGCAUUGCUGUGGGUACCAUCCUUCUAUUUUCUGCAAAGAACAUCAGGGAAAUCGAGAUUAAUUAUACAAAUAUAUGUGCGAAUUGUGCUGAGAUGAGGGAAAAUGCUUUGAAUUUUGACAAGGAAUGUACUUGCUCCAUUCCCUUUCACCUUCAAGAGAAGAUGAAGGGUGAUGUUUAUAUGUACUACAAAUUGUAUGGUUUCUAUCAGAAUGUCCAGCAAUAUAGCCUUUCCAGAAGCAACAGGCAACUGUUGAGUAAAGAUAUAUGGGAUGUUCAGGACUGCGCUCCAUUCAAAGUGUCUCACAAUGACACCCCCAUCGUUCCUUGCGGCGCUAUUGCCAACAGCAUGUUCAAUGAUACUAUAAUUCUUUCAUACAUCCUUAAUUCAUCUAUACAUAUCAGAGUCCCAAUGCUAAAGAAUGGACUUGCAUGGUGGACAGAUAAGUAUGUCAAAUUUCGUAAUCCAAAUGCCAUUAAUCUGUCUAAUGAAUUUGCAGGAAGUGCAAAACCCCCAUUCUGGCGCAAGCCUGUCUAUGAGCUGGAUAGCGAUGACCCAGGAAACAAUGGCUUCCUCAACGAGGACUUCAUUGUAUGGAUGCGAACAGCUGCCUUUCCCACUUUCAAAAAACUGUACCGUCGACUCUAUCGGGUGCAAUAUUUUAUAGAAGGGUUGCCUGUUGGUAACUAUAGUUUCAACAUAUCCUAUAAUUUUCCGGUAACCAGGUUUCAAGGAGAAAAAUCAGUUGUUCUUUCCACCCUGAUAUGGAGUGGAGGGAGUAGCCUUUUCUUGGGGCUUACCUACAUGAUGACGGGGUUACUGACAUUGUUGGCCUCUGCUGUCAUUUGGAUAAUUUAUUUGAUGAAGAAAAAAAACACGAGUAUGUCCCUCCAGGAGUCGAUGCAAGAUUUGCCAUGCAGAAAAGCAGAAGUAGACAAUGCGGUAUCAGAACCAAAAGUUUCUGCAGUGUCUCAAUAG
Jaculus jaculus (lesser Egyptian jerboa) is the source of this 1113-nucleotide messenger RNA. Its product is annotated as cell cycle control protein 50C-like. Gene Ontology annotation, biological process: phospholipid translocation. The record is from RefSeq and is a predicted model, not a curated record. NCBI's taxonomy places the organism in Eukaryota, Metazoa, Chordata, Mammalia, Rodentia, Dipodidae. Bases 1 to 1113 code for a protein of 370 amino acids. Gene Ontology annotation, cellular component: endoplasmic reticulum; Golgi apparatus; plasma membrane. The transcript is spliced from 7 exons.